Molecule: messenger RNA, 1778 nt
Organism: Frankliniella occidentalis (western flower thrips)
Lineage: Eukaryota; Metazoa; Arthropoda; Insecta; Thysanoptera; Thripidae
Exons: 7
Coding region: 1-1602 (533 amino acids)
Source: RefSeq, a predicted model, not a curated record
AUGCUGUCGGACCAAUCCAAACCUAUUUCAGCAAUUUCCCAAAUUCUCAAGACUUUCAAGACAUUUAAAAAAAUAACAAAUCAACCUGGAUUUUGGACGGGGGACGAUUGGAAUCGUCAGGGAAGAACCAAAGGCACCACAAAAACCAUUAAAAAUCGACCUUUGAUACACAGCAAAGGGAGCAGAGACAAAUAUUGGACCACCUUGAUUACUGUCAUGUCGACUCACCUAUAUGUUCAGAUUUAUUUAUUUUUCGCCCUGUUUCGUCCGGCCUUACACUUUCUUCCUUGUUCGAAGAGUCUGCGCCGCAUUUGGGUCCUGGGCUGCGAUCACUUUAAGCCGGAAGUCUUGCGCGCACUUCCGGCCUCGGUCCUGACGGUCGACUUUGACGGGCAGCUCUACUUCCGGGGUCGGGCGGGCCCCGCUCUCAGGGCGCUCGGCACCGGGCGCGCGCUGCAGCGGCCCUGGCUGGUGCAGGCCGAGAGCUUUCUCAGAGCGCUUUCCACGGAGCACCAGAAGGUCCCGGACGUGAAGCUGCAGCCGUCCCAGCAGCUGCAGCUGGUCGAGCUGCACCUGGGCGAGGCGCAGGCGUCGGCGGAGCAGAUCAAGGACACCCUCCGGCAGCUGCCGCACCUGCGCCUGCUGCGCCACUACCAGCUGGUGUCGGCGCUCUACCACCUGCACGCCGCCGGCUGGCGCUCCGGGGCCGACCUGCCCACCUACAAGCUCCGCAACCUGGACGCCGACUUUUCACACGUGAUACGCUGCCGCAUGAGCCCCGAGCCGGUGCUGCCGGCGGACGCGCUGCAGCUGGCCGUGCGGCUGUGCCCCAGCGCGACGCAGCUGCGCGCCCGCUUCGACCCGCAGACCCCGCACGACGUGCUGGCGCCCGCGCAGCACCUGCCGCGCCUGCACCUGCUCUCGGCCGUGUGCGUGUCGUCGGGCCAGCGCGCGCACCUGGACUUCCAGGACGUGGCCGCGCUUCUGGAGCGGCACGGCGAGCACCUGCGCACCCUGGAGCUCAAGGUGCUGGAGGAGGUAGACGUCCACCAGGUGGUGGCGCUGUGCCCGCGCCUCGAGGAGCUGGUGCUGUCCGGGUGCGGCAACGUGACGCCGCCCAGCUGCGCGCCCUGGGGCUGCUCCUCCUCCAGGACGCCGUCGAGCCUCGCGCCGCUGCGCCGCCUCCGCCUGCUGUUCUACGCCGACGGCGACGACUUCAGCUGGGACCACGACGUGCCGCAGUGCUUCUGGAGGUGGACGCUGCUGCCCGCCAAGGAUCGAUCCUCCCACAUCGAAGGCGUUUUCCUGGAGUCGCCACGCUGGGACGCAGACACCGUACGGCUCCUGAGGACCAGCGCGCUCGCCUGCAAGGAGAGAGUGUACCCUGACCUCGAGGUGCUGAGCAUCUGUCGGGCUCCAGAGUUCAGCCCGGACCUGGUCUCGGCGCUGUGCGGUGGCGGCGCGCGGCACGGGGCCGGCGCCGAGCUGCCCCGCCCGCCCAAGCUACGCCUGGUGCACCUCAGCCAGUGCGAGCAGCUGGACGCCGAGGCGGCGCGCGCCCUGAGGCGAGACCUGGCGCCGGCCGCCGUCAUCGUGGACUAGCCAAGGAAGCCGAAAACAUUUCCGCGUGGAAAACUAAAGACUACUUUUCUAGAAAAAUGACGAGAAAACAAGUGACAACAUUUCACAAAAAUAAUACCCGAAAUAAUUUUCUGGAUAUGUAGAAAAUGUAAAUUCCUUGGUCAAAGACGCCGUACGUACCACCGUCAAGAGCAACA